UGGCUGUUGCUCUGGCGCUGCUGGGUCUGUGCCGGCUGUAACGGUGCCCGGGCAUCAUUAUCAUCAUCAUCCUCAUCUCUCCGGCGACACACGCACAGCCCGGCCGGCGGCAUGCAGAGCUCAGUGCGGAGGCGGCAUCACCCGUCCGCGGGGUCUCCGGCCAGGUUUGGCGCUGUGCAGUCGGAUGAUGGCACCAGGAGCUCCCACUUUCACCUGGACCUCUGGUUCUAUUUCACCCUGCAGAACUGGCUUCUGGACUUCGGGCGCCCCAUUGUUAUGAUUAUCCUUCCCUUGGACUGGUUCCCAUUGAAUAAGCCCAGCGCAGGCGACUACUUUCACAUGGCUUAUAACAUUAUAACUCCACUCCUACUCUUGAAGCUAAUAGAGAGAUCUCCAAAAACCCUGCCUAACUCUGUAAUAUAUAUCAGCAUCAUGACCUUUGUGAUGGGGGCGAGUAUCCAUCUUGUCGGGGAUUCUGUAAAUCAUAGACUGAUCUUCAGCGGAUAUCAGCUCCACCUGUCUGUGCGAGACAACCCAAUCAUGCAAAAGCUGCAGCCCCCCACCCUGGUGGACUCCUUUGAGUUGUUGUAUUAUUAUGAUGAAUAUUUGGGUCAUUCCAUGUGGUACAUUCCAUUUUUCCUCAUCCUGUUUAUCUACUUUUCCGGUUGUUUCACGACAGUGAGGGGCGAGAGUCGGAUGCCUUUGUCAGCCUGGUCUUUACUGGUACCUGGCAGCCUGUAUUACUGGUACCUGGUGACUGAAGGACAGAUCUUCAUAAUCUUCAUUUUCACCUUUUUUGCAAUGCUCGCUCUCAUCCUACACCAAAAGCGCAAGGGCUUGCGCCUGGACAGUAAUGGCCUCUUCUUACUCCUCUCAUUUUCUGCCACUUUGCUCCUUAUUGCAGUUUGGAUCGUAUGGUUAUGGAAUGAUGAAAUUCUCCGCAAGAAAUACCCUGGAGUGAUCUAUAUUCCUGAGCCCUGGGCAUUCUAUACACUGCACAUCAAUAGCUUGCACUGAAAGGGGAUUGGGCCUGCUUCUUCCGAUGUAGCCACCUAAAGGAGUGGAACCAAAUGUAGACUUUUAUCAUUUCCAUGUAUUUGACCAGUCUAGAAGCUGAUGAAUAACAGGAAACCACUGCUCUUACAUUGUAGUUGGUUGCUUUUAAUAUAUGAUAAUUCUAUUUUGCUAUAUAUGAAUAGCUUUAUUUAGCUACUAAUUUCUCUAGAACAAUACCAAGCUCCAGACUUUUGUCAUUAGUGUGGCAAAGAAUCUGAAGUGGAGGAUAUUUUACUUAAAUCUAUUUUUUUCUAUGUCAAUCUAGAACCCUUCCCUGAUAGUUCUUGGUCUAGGGAUAUCUUAAGACAAUCAUUUACGGUUUAGCAUGGAAUAGUCUCCCAGCAUAAAUUAUGGCAGCUAAUGCAGUGAAACAACUCAAAAAUGUCUGCUCUAUGCUAACAGAUAUAUAUUUGCGAAUAAAAGCUAUAUUUUCUUUUUA
This is a messenger RNA of Pseudophryne corroboree (corroboree frog), 1495 nucleotides long. RefSeq names its product CLN6 transmembrane ER protein (gene CLN6). The transcript has 7 exons. Gene Ontology annotation, biological process: lysosome organization. NCBI's taxonomy places the organism in Eukaryota, Metazoa, Chordata, Amphibia, Anura, Myobatrachidae. Gene Ontology annotation, cellular component: membrane; endoplasmic reticulum. The record is from RefSeq and is a predicted model, not a curated record. Bases 112 to 1017 code for a protein of 301 amino acids.